UGUACCCUGCUCUCACACGUACGGUCACACGCACGCACACACGCCGGCUCGGGGAGCUCGCGCAGGGGGUGGAAUCACCCGGAGAGAAUCCCGUGUAACAGUGAAAGAGGAGUGUCCCAGGAAGCGUCUCUCCAUUAAAAUGUCUCUCUCUGCCAACACCUUCUCCCUUCUUCUCCGCCGCUCCUUCUCCUCGGUCAGCAGGAGCGCUAGCCUGCAUUCGGGUCGGCGUACGUUUGCCUGCGUGUCGACGGGGCCCGGGGUCCGUUGGUACGCCACAGCUCGUUUGGACGCCGAUGGAAGCGGCCGGCCUGCAACAUGGGACUCGUUUGGGAUUUGGGAUAACCGCAUCGAGGCGCCUAUCCUGUUACCACCCAGCAUCCGCUACGGUAAACCCAUCCCACGUAUCAGCUUAGACCACGUGGGUUCAGCCUCACAAAUCGGACGGCGCCGUGACAACGAGGAUCGACUUCGUAUAGCCGAGCUCACGCCCUCUACGCUCUACUUCGCUCUGUUUGAUGGACACGGGGGGAGCCAAGCCGCUGACUUCUGCUACACACAGAUGGAACGCUACAUUAGGAUGGGUCUGGAGAAAGAAUGGAAUCUAGAACAGGUGUUAACAAAAGCCUUCCUACAGGUAGACACAGCCCUGGCCUCCGAGAUGCAGAUGUACGGCAAUGCCUCCCUAAUGAGUGUGGGGACCACGGCGACGGUGGCUUUGCUAAGAGACGGGAUCGAGCUGGUUGUCGGGAGCGUCGGAGACAGUCGGGCCAUGCUGUGUAGGAAGGGGGAAGUGUACACACUCACCAGUGACCACACACCUGAGAGAAAAGAUGAGAAACAGAGAAUACGCAAGAGUGGAGGUUUCGUAACAUGGAACAGCCUGGGUCAGGCCAACGUGAACAGCCGUCUGGCGAUGACGCGCAGCAUCGGAGACUUUGACUUGAAGCAGAUCGGUGUUAUCGCAGAACCCGAGACCACUCGCAUUAUGAUACAUCAUUCUCACGACUCGUUUCUCGCCCUGACCACCGAUGGCAUAAACUUCAUCAUGAGCAACCAGGAAGUCUGUGAUGUCAUCAGUCAGUGCCACGAUCCCAUAGAGGCGGCGCACAUCAUCGCCGAGCAGGCUCUGCAGUACGGUUCUGAUGAUAACAGCACAGUCAUCGUGGUUCCGUUUGGAGCGUGGGGAAAGCAGCAGAAUUCCCACCACAGCUAUUCCAUGAGUCGGAACUUCGCCUGUAGCGGCCGCUGGGCCUGAAAGGUCACGACAUUUAAAGCGAACACAGGAACGUGUUCUGUAGCAGCUUUAAUACUCCACAUUAAAGUAAAGUUGUUGUUUUUUUUGAAGCAAAUGAUAAUUGACAUGAAUUUGUUUCCAAAUGUAUUCGAGGAUUAUAUUUUUGUACCCGAUGAUAUUUUUGACCUUGUAUAUAUUUUUCUGGAAAAAUUUGCUACAUUAGCAAUUUGAACAGUAUUUUUCCCACUGCUACUGGAGUGGUGAAUUGACAGAUGAUGUGUCCUUCUACAGGACGUCAAUCCACUGAAUUCACUGAAAACUGAGCUCUCAUUCAAACCAAUGCACAAAAAACAUUAAAAUAUACGAAUUUCAACA
Messenger RNA from Silurus meridionalis, 1609 nucleotides. RefSeq names its product protein phosphatase, Mg2+/Mn2+ dependent 1Ka (gene ppm1ka). The coding region runs from base 140 to 1255 and encodes 371 amino acids. Gene Ontology annotation, molecular function: protein serine/threonine phosphatase activity; cation binding. Gene Ontology annotation, biological process: protein dephosphorylation. The record is from RefSeq and is a predicted model, not a curated record. Lineage: Eukaryota; Metazoa; Chordata; Actinopteri; Siluriformes; Siluridae. The transcript is spliced from 7 exons.